GAUAGUUAUUAGCUAAGUGUUUAGGACUGAAAGAGAAGACGGCUAACUAAGGCUAGCGCAAUUAGCUAAAUGAUGCUAAUCGCGAGCUAGCGUUUUAGCGCCAUUGUAGCAUCAGUAACCUGGCCUGAGAAUUGCAUUGUCCCAUGUAAUAUUCCAUACAUGUUGUGUCCAGUGACAGAUGUAAACAGUUGUGUGUGUGUGUGUGUGUGAGCAUGUAUAGUUUCAGGUUGUCUGUUCACAAUUAAUGUAAUUCUUGUCAAAAAGCAAGCAAGUUAGACCAGCGGCACACAGACAGUUAAGUUGUGACGCAGUUGUUAAUAGACUGUCUUGGUGUGUUCACAGGCAAUAAAAGCAUCUGAAAUACUGAAUAGCAACUGUCAUCCUUCCGUGUGUAACACUGUAAUACCCAUUUUGGCCACAAGAGGCUGACGUGAACCAUUCCAGGCGAAAUAUUCAGACGAUGGCUCCAGAGUUCCUCGUCGCUCUGUCGGACGUGGUGUGUGCGUUCGGGGAGACCGUGGUCCUCUGCUGUAAAGUGUGUGGACGACCCAAACCCUCCGUCACCCUGAAGGGCCCCGACCAGAACCCCGUGACCAGCAACAACCGCUUCACCAUCGACAUCAGGGACACAGGCGACAUCUUGUUGAAGAUCUGCAAUCUGAUGCCUCAGGACACCGGCAUCUACACCUGCGUAGCCGUUAACGACCACGGCUCCGCCUCCUCCUCCGCCUCCAUUAAAGUUCAAGUGUGUGUGUGUGUGUGUGUGUGUGAGAGAGAGAGAGAGAGAGAGUGAUCGCCCCCCCCCCCUCUCAUCUCCUGCAGGUAUCCCAGCAUCCCCUGGGAGGCCGGUGGCCCAGGAGGGCAGCAGCACGGCGGUGAUGAUCCACUGGUCGCCUCCGGCUUCAUCCGCUCACUGUGCCGUCAGCAGCUACACUGUGGAGUACCGACAGGAAGACUCUGGGUACGAUGGAACUGGGAUCCAGUGGAAAGAGAACUUUGAGUCCACCUUCUCCGAGAUCUGUGAGAUUGGAAGGGGGCGGUUUUCAGUGGUGAGAAAAUGUCUCAACAAGUCUACAAAGAAAGAGGUUGCGGUGAAGUUUGUGAGUAAGAAGAUGCAGAAGAAGGAGCAGGUGGCUCAUGAGGCGGACGUCCUCCAACACGUACAGCAUCACCAGCUGGUGGCGCUGUUGGACACCUACGAGUCUCCCACCUCUCUAAUGCUGAUCCUGGAGCAGCUGGAGGAUGGUCGUUUACUCGAUUACCUCGUUGCCCACGAUGAGCUGAUGGAGGAGAAGGUGGCGUUCUUCAUCAGAGAGACACUCGAGGCCCUGCAGCACCUUCAUACCUGCAGAGUGGUUCACCUGGAUCUGAAGCCUGAGAACAUCAUGGUGGACCUCCACUCUCCCACCCCGGGCAUCAAGCUCAUCGACCUCGGCGACGCCGUGCAGCUGUCCGCCCACCGCCGGUACGUCCACCUCCUGCUCGGGAACCCGGAGUUCGCCGCGCCCGAGCUCAUCCGCGGGACGCCGGUCUCCGUCGCCACGGACGUGUGGAGCGUCGGCGUGCUGGCCUACGUGGCGCUCAGCGGCGUGUCCCCGUUCCUGGACGAGUCGCCGGAGGAGACCUGCGUCAACAUCUGCCGCCUGGACUUCUGCUUCCCGGACGAGUACUUCCGCGACGUGAGCCAGGCGGCGAGGGACUUCGUGUCCUCGGCGCUGCAGCAGGAUCCCAGGAAGAGGCCGAGCGCUACUUCCUGCCUGCAGCACCCGUGGGUGGGCCGCGGGGGUGCGCACGGCGGGGAGUACUCCAAGACGCCGCUGGACACGACGCGAUUGGCCACAUUUAUUGACCGACGGAGACAGCUGCAUGACGUGCGGCCCGUCACUAACAUCAAAGGGCUGGUGAGCAGCAGCUUGGGCAACACGCUGUGACGGACAGGAGCUCCGAGUGUCACCCACAACAACACUGCUGUGUAUUAUAAGCAUUUAAUGAUCUUUAGUAUUUAUUAAUGCGUGAGUGGGGAAGGGAUCUACGUCUUCAUAAAGGACCACGAGGCCACUCUGUCGACCACUAAACUUAAAAGCAGAAGAAAUAAUUAAAAUUCAUGAUAGUCUGCAAUUAAAUAUCAAACAAACACAUUCAUUUGAUCUUUUGUUCCCCCGGUAACAACCAUUAGACUUGAAGCAGGGCCCCAUAAGCAGCCUAGAACCCCCAUGAGAACCCAAAGAACCUCAAAGUUGAGGAAAUUAGCAUUUAGAAAAACACACUGUGAGCGGGCUUAAUGUCAACAUAUUAGUUUAUAUUUGUAAUGUUUAUUUUUUCAGGGACAGAUGUUAUAUUGGAGGCAGGAGACCAUUGUGUUAAAGGGGGGGUAGUUUCAUUCGGCCUGUUGCUCAGGGGCUCUGGGGCAACUGUCCCACGCUCUGCUAACAUGUUGUAGCCAACGCGUCUGAACAUAUUUUUAAAAAAAGCUUUUCGUGACACUUUGAGCCCACAGGAGUACAAAAAUGGUAAAAUCGCUAAAAGCAAAACCGCCAACAAUGUCUUCGAUCUGAUUUUGUGUCACGAGAAACUCCCACGGAGGAUUUAAAGCUGCAGUGUGCAGGUCAUGGCGCCAUCUAGAGGCGAGGUCGCAGAUUGUAACCAACUGAAAGCGGGCGUGUCGGAGAACUACCGUGGCAUGCUAAAGUUUGGUUUGGCCUUUCUGGGCUUCCGUAGGAAAAAACACAGCGGACUUAGUGGUCUUUUAUGCAGAUAUAUAUAUUUUUAAAAAAAAGGCUUUCUCUGGUAACAAAUGCAUAACAAUUGGUAGUUUCAGGUGAUUAUACACAAGAGUAAACAUACUUAUAUCUAUAUUCUAUUUCAGCAAACGGAUAAACGUAAAUGCAACAAAAUGUUCCUUUUUUAAUGAGUCUAAACUGGUUGAAAAGGAAUCUGAUGGAGUUGGUAAAUGGCGGCUUAGUUGGGGUUCUUUUCCUGAGGUCGAUAUUUCGCUAAAGAUCGCUUUGCCUUUUUUUUUGUUGAGAAAACUUCACGAAUGAAAUCCGGGUGCAACGAGCAGGUUUUCCCCUCGAUGGCGUGGAUGUUACUCGUAUCGAUGCUCAUGAAUGUUCUUACGGUCCACAUCUCCGCUAACGUUCAUUCUACGUUCUCCUCGUUUGUCCAAGUCUCUCGUGGGAAAUCCUCUCAACAAAAGUAAUUAUUUAAUAAAGAUUUAAGCAUAACGGAACCCACCCUCCCCCCCGCAUGUUAACAACAGUGGCUGUGAUUUUAAACCACCAACACUGGAAAGCUCCUUGGAAAAGACUGGUACGCAACAGCGUCGAACCUCGCUGCGAUAUACCUUUUUUAAAAUGUAUUUAUUAUCAUAUGUUUAUUUAUUUCAGGACUUGUGUUGGGUUUGAAAUGUUCGCCGUUUGCCCCGGAGCGACCCGGCCUACCCGCUGAAGUCGCUAAACAGCUGCUGGACUGUGCAGCGGCGGAGUUUACGCCGUGAAUAGUGUUGUGAGUUUACAUCCAAGUCACCGACGGAUAGAAAGCUGAACUGUUGCCGUCAUGAACCACAACGAACUGCAGUUGAGUGGGAAAAGACACAAAGAAAUCACGGAUUAACCUCGGAGAGCAAGACGAUGGACUACACGGGAACACUACAAUUUAAAUUGUUUCACUGUUUACAAAAAACAUCAACUAAAAAAAGGUUAGGUAGUUUACAAAAAUAUGUAGAAUAAUCAGGGAAUAGGGUUAGAAAUCAGGUGAGAAAUCUUGUUUUCUUGAACCGAACCUGUUGAGAAUUCUCCGUUUUCCGUUUGUACAUUUUGUCUACCAGCCACUGUGUCGAGUAACCGAUCAGAGUGUUCGGGUUCAUUGAUCUUGUAAAAUAGUUAAUGCGGCUGUUGAAUCGGCCUCUGAUUUAGACGGAAGAGUCUGUUUACUUGUCUUGUUUCUACUGAUGAAUGUACAAAAAAAAGAAAAAGAAAUGUAGAAUGUGUUCUGCCGUCACAAGUGCUGUCCUCUGCUUUCACCAAAAUGCUUUCACAAUGCCCCCUUUCUGGACAUUUUGCACCCCCACC
Messenger RNA from Cyclopterus lumpus (lumpfish), 4070 nucleotides. RefSeq names its product kalirin-like. Gene Ontology annotation, biological process: intracellular signal transduction; protein phosphorylation; positive regulation of apoptotic process. NCBI's taxonomy places the organism in Eukaryota, Metazoa, Chordata, Actinopteri, Perciformes, Cyclopteridae. The transcript is spliced from 9 exons. Gene Ontology annotation, cellular component: nucleus. Gene Ontology annotation, molecular function: ATP binding; protein serine/threonine kinase activity. The record is from RefSeq and is a predicted model, not a curated record. Bases 879 to 1931 code for a protein of 350 amino acids.